AUGGGUUUCUUCAUUGAAGACCUCUGGUCCAGCAUCUUCACUCCUGGUCCCACUCCGACCUUGCUCGUCGCAACCAACGUCACCUUCGCUGCUUUGCAGCUCCUCCUCUUCGCACUGCUCUUGGCAACCUACAGCAUUCACUUCUUCAUUCUCUCCUUCCUUUCCGGUGCGCUAUGGUGGUCGAUUAAUUGGUUUGCUGCGGAACUGAGAGCCGUGCAGGCCCAGGAGGCUCAGAAGGAAAAGGAAGGAAAGAAGGUUCAUGCGGAUGGUAAAUCGAGAUGGGGAGAUGCUAUGAAGACACCGGGGGCACUUGAUACCGAGAGCGACACAGAGACUGAGGAGCAACGGCAAGAAACUCCUUUGCCUACAGGGAGCACUACCGCUGCGUCGGCUACUCUUCAGCUGCCGGAGGAACAGGGUGCCCGAAAGCGACACAGUGUAAGCGGGGAGAGCUCGGGAUACGGAAGCACAGAUAGUGAGUGGGAGAAGGUGGAUGAUCAUACUGAGUAG
Messenger RNA from Aspergillus chevalieri, 510 nucleotides. It is a transcript of the gene PKR1, whose product is annotated as V-type ATPase assembly factor PKR1. Gene Ontology annotation, cellular component: endoplasmic reticulum membrane. Gene Ontology annotation, biological process: vacuolar proton-transporting V-type ATPase complex assembly. The transcript has a single exon. The coding region runs from base 1 to 510 and encodes 169 amino acids. The record is from RefSeq and is a predicted model, not a curated record. NCBI's taxonomy places the organism in Eukaryota, Fungi, Ascomycota, Eurotiomycetes, Eurotiales, Aspergillaceae.